Messenger RNA from Neodiprion virginianus, 4952 nucleotides. Its product is annotated as cyclin-dependent kinase 12. Lineage: Eukaryota; Metazoa; Arthropoda; Insecta; Hymenoptera; Diprionidae. The transcript has 8 exons. Gene Ontology annotation, biological process: positive regulation of protein kinase activity; protein phosphorylation; intracellular signal transduction. Gene Ontology annotation, cellular component: cytoplasm. The record is from RefSeq and is a predicted model, not a curated record. Gene Ontology annotation, molecular function: calmodulin binding; ATP binding; calcium/calmodulin-dependent protein kinase activity. Bases 1217 to 4174 code for a protein of 985 amino acids.
AUUCCUUUUGACAGAAAGUCGAUAAAGCACCUAGCCAUGAACACGUCACGAUGUCGAUGCCAACGGCGUUUUUCGAUAUUUCAUUAUGCUCCACUACACACACGGACAGGACAAACCACCUGGUUGGUUUUCAUUCGGCAAAGGGACAAAGAAAAAAACGAUUCCACUCCGCCGUGUAGCCAGUUUUAACGUCUAGUCUUUGUCUUCUACCGGUUGUUGAACUCAACUUCAGUUUAAGGGAGUUUAAAAGUAGGGUAGUUGAUCGCACGAAACCUGCUGUGAUGGGUCUGAUCAGAACUCGUGUAAAAAAGAUUGAUUCCAGCUUUUUCUGCGGGAAGAUUAAUCGAACGUUGCGUUUUUCAGAUGAUAAAACUGGUAGCUGGUAUCGAUAAGUGCACAGUGCGGAUAAAUCUUGCGCCAAUUUAGCGUGAUCAGAUUCGGGUAAGAAAUAUAAGUUUGGUGAUCGCUGAAAAGAGAAUAAGAGUUCUAGAAAAGACGGAACGUUUUAAAAUAUAUUUAUAAAUAAUGAACAGUGGCGAACUCAAAUUUCAGUACAUUAAUCGAACGUCAACGAGCUAUAAAAAUUCUAAACUUUACAACGCGCUUAAAGUGCUCAAGCACUUUAUCCCUAAAUGUAAAACUGAAUAAAUAAUGAAAAUGGUUUAGAAAAAAAAAAAAAAAAACAAAAACGACCUUCUACAAAAGCGAUAAACCUGUAAUAAAGAAGAGAGUGGUUUUAAUUGACGUUGAAUAAAAAUUAUACCUUUUUAAAAAUAUAACAUUAUUAUACGAGCUUAAAGACAGUCUGUAAUAUGAAAUAUAAAAAAUGAUAGACACAGUACAAAAAUUGAGCUUUCGACAUUGGUCGUCGUAACGAGACUCUGACCGAUUCGAUGAUAAAAUCCGAGGGUGGUAUAAAAAGCGAAGAAGAAUCCGGAACCGGAUGCGGAGAUAAAAAGGAAGGAGCCACCUGCUUACACGCGUGCCAACAACGAACAGCGCCAAGUUUCAUCCCUUUCCUCAACUCGGCCGACUGACAGUUGAUACGCAUCACUGAUACAGAAAAGCUCUCUCCCUUCCCUAUUUCCUGGCCCUUUCCUCCAUCUCCAUAUCCAUCAUCCGACCGAGUCUCUCUCCUCGCGAGUGGAAGAAACCCGAUAUCGUCAGACGCGGAACGAGUCCCAAGGGUCCGACGACCCAGAUAGAUGCACCAGAGAUGAAACUCGGAGACAAUAUGACGGCUGUUGAAGCUGGCAAUGUAUGGGGGGACGCAUGUCCGCGUAAGACUCGACCACCCAGAAUCGGCGACAUUCCAAGGUACACGGCCGUCGACGAGGAGUCGCCAGGAGCAGCGUCUAGAGGGCUCGGAGCCGCCUCUCCGUCGCAAAGAACCGUUUCAGCGGGCGAAGCUGAGGGUGGUGACAUGUUGGAGCUGCGUUUAUCGACGCACGGCGACGUCUUCUCCUCGAAGUCAUCGCCGGUACAAAAAUCGGCGAAAUGCGCGGACGAGGACUCGGGCUCGGCGCAGGUCCCAGGGGACCGGUCCCGACUGGGUGGCGUCGUUAGGACCCCGGAGGGCGUCGAGAAGCCGGUGGAAACGCGUAUACCCGAAGUGACGAUUAUGCAGGAUGCGAAACGCGCCGCGACGCCGGCCUGCAGAGAACCAGAGCUUUUGAGGAUCUGCUCGACCCCGUCGCAGGAGAUUCGCGAGGUCCGCAAGGACAGCGCCCUCUACCUCGAGGAGGAUGAGGUCGAGGGACUCAGGGACCUCAGGGAGUCGCUGAGGGCCCGUUCGCCGCGAAGCCUGACCCCGAGACGGGAGAGCAGCGGGUACGCGAGCAACCUGGGCACCUUCGACGAGGAGCGGAGGACAUCGGAGGUCGAUUUGACGGGGAUAAGGGAGCGCCGGAGGUCCUCGACGAAGAGGCUGACCUCCGAGACUUUCGUCCCCGUAACGCGUGGCUGGACAAGCAGGAACGAACAGGAACAGAACACGACCAACCCCGAGAAUUCGGAUAACCGUAACAAGGCAUCGAAUCCCGAGAUCCGCGAGGCCGAGGGCGUCGAAAGGCGGGGAAAAACCGCCUCGAAUCAACCGGCCCAGAAACGACCCUCGGAAUCACCGAGCGAGGUUCUUUCCUACGCCGAGGUCCUGCAGGCUAAACCCGGGGGUCCGAUUAACAGGUCCAAGGUCCUGUCGCGAGUCGAGUCCUUCGACGCCGCCGAUCUUCCCGGGCGGACGUCGACCGGCGUUGAUCAGCUCGCCUCCAAGAUCGGUAUCCAGCGAAACAAGAGGAUCGUCCACCAGUACAGCACUCCAAAUUUUCCGAGCAUGGAGCUAGAGAGGAUACUCGAAAGGCCGCCGGACAAGACGCCGGAAAUCAUUGUACCCCCUGUGCCGACGACGGUCGAACGAAACGAUCAGGGAGCGGAUGUCGUUGCGACCGGCAAACUCCUGCCAAGGUCGGUCAAGGUCUACCAGCUCCUGUCCACGCAGUCCGAGGACCGAGGCGACGGUGUUCCGAACCUGGCCGACAGGCGGAUUUCACUGCAGAUCACGCGGCAGGACGAGGAACGACUUCCGGGAGAGGAAGGAACGACGGGAACCGCCCCCCCGGUCAUCGCCGAGGGUCCCGAAAUCCUUGGCGUUCCCGCCGCUCCCGAGGGAAGAUCGCACCUCUCACCCUCUUCGAAUCUCGCAGAUCCUCCGGUUCGCAAGCUUUCAACCCCCGGUGAAAUGGGCGCGUCGCAGCGACUGCUCGGCGACUCUGGGAUCGGGAUUAGACCCAUUUAUCCCUAUUGUCCAUAUUCGCCGUACGGCAGUCCUCAAGGAUCGCCGAGGACCAGGAGGCGACCUCUUAGAGAAAGUCGACGCGUUUCUAUCGACAAUAGACAGGGUGCUCUUCAGCUUAAUCAGUACAAACUCUUGGACAAUAUCGGACAGGGCUCUUACGGUAUUGUCAAACUCGCCUACAACGAAGAGGACGAAACGCACUACGCGAUGAAGAUCCUAAGUAAGAAAAAACUGAUGAAGAAGGCCGGGAUUUUCGGGAGAAUGGCACCGGGGAGAAAAGGGCUCGCUAAUCCGUUGGCAAAGGUUUACAGGGAGAUUGCCCUUCUCAAAAAGCUCGAUCAUCCGAACGUCGUGAAGCUCGUCGAGGUCCUCGAUGACCCGGACGAGGACAACCUCUACCUCGUGUUCGAGCUUGUGCAAAAGGGUGAGGUCCUCCAGCUGCCGACCGAUCAACCAUUGGACGAGGACACAGCGCGGAUUCACUUUCGCGACAUCGUUUUGGGGGUCGAAUAUCUGCAUUACCAACGGAUAGUACACAGGGACAUAAAGCCCAGCAAUCUGCUCGUCGACGGCGAGGGUCACGUUAAGGUCGCGGAUUUAGGUGUCAGCGCGGAAUUAAGGGCUGCUGGUGAACUGCUCUCGGGACCUGCUGGAACGCCGGCGUUUGCCGCACCGGAAACUACCACUCCUGGAGCGCAGUAUUCCGGAACGCUCUGCGACGUUUGGUCGAUGGGAGUGACUCUUUACUCAUUGGUGACCGGAAAAGUGCCUUGGGACGGAUCCGGAAGCAUAAUCGGUGUGCAGGCGGCGGUGCGAUCGGAGCCGUUAAGGUUCCCAGAAAAACCAGAGCUCUCUGCGAAACUGAAGGAGCUGAUAACCAGGAUGCUGGAGAAGGAACCGUCCGCGAGGAUCGCGCUGAGGGACAUCAAGAUACAUCCGUGGGUUACGAACGAGGGGGCGGAAGCUCUACCGAGCGAAGCUGACAACUGCAGACUUCCGGUUACCGUCACCGACGAGGAGGUCGCCCGAGUCGUUACCAGGGUUCCUAAGCUCGACACCCUCAUUUUAAUCAAGACGAUGCUCAAGCAGCACAGCUUUCAGAAUCCCUUCCUGGCGAAAAGAAGUACAAAAUCUGUGUCCAGCGACACGAUGCCAGGUGAUAUUUCUCAACCACCGAUUGCCGGCCGGACGGGAAGUUCCGGAAUAUCCGAGAAGAGUUCGAACAUCCGGGCGGAGAAAUUUCACGAGGCGGGAAGAAGCAACUCGGCACCGGACACCUUCGAGGGUCACCUUUGCAGCGACAGGCAAGUGUCCGUGGAAAGUCCGUUGCCGCCUGUGACCGAAGCUUUGAUACAAGAGAGCGAUUCUUACAAGCGAUGAUAUAAGCUAUCGGAGCAACGGCAGUUUUAAAACGUAGCAAAUCGAUCCUCGUUAAUUACCGUGUUAUAUUUUCGAGGCGACGAUUGCGGUCAAGGGUAAUUUUUUUUUUUUUUUUCAACACGACUCACCCUGAGCACAGAACGAAAUAUCGAAUUCGAAACUUAGGCGGCUCCUCUCAUGCAGUGGGGGUAAAAGAAAAGCGCGAGGUAAAGAAGACAGAAAUAUAAUUUGAAUUUCGUGCCGGGUGUAUGAUAUAGAAGUUAUAAUUCCGAAUAACUUAGGUGCCAAAUAUGAUGGAAAAUAAGAUAUACAUUGCGUGUAAUAAUACAUAAUAAGGUGUGUAAAUUUAAGCCGUUUUAGCACGUAUGCAUAUAUUAACAUACGUAUAUACACACAGCUGUGUUUGACCAAACUUAUAACAAAGCGUUAGACAUCGAUCCUUGCACAGUAAUUUUCUGUGCCGAAUCAGGAUAUUAUAUUACUACAUGCCCGUUAAAAGCGGCGGUACAAAGGAUCCGUGUCGAAAAAACGAGAGAGAGAUUAGAAGAAGGAGAACAACAACAAAAAAGGAACAUAUUCGACGUUGAGUUACCCGUAAAAAAUUUCGCACCAUGACCGAGCGUGAUUCUCCUAUAUUUCGUACACGUGUAGGUAGAUACAUAUUAUGUAAUAUAUAUAUAUGUAUAUAUAUAUAUAUGUGUGUGUGUAUAUAUAUAUAUAUAUAUAUAUAUAUAUAUAUAUAUAUAUAUAUAUAUAUAUAUAUAUAUAUAUAUACGUA